AUGCGCAUACCAGCAGCGGAUCAGUCUCCACUCUUCCAGCUCUCCGCCAUGCUCCCUCGAUCUCCUCCCCUCCCCCCAUCUCCUCCCCACUCCCCGUCAUCUUCUCCGUCAUCCCCCUCUCCCUUCCCUUCCUCCUCCGUUAACCCUCCCCCUUCCGCCUCCCCCUCCCCCUUCUGGCGGAUGCCUCUCUCCCCCUCCCGCGUCUACCUUAUUGAUUCUCCCGCCUCCUUCGGGGCGGCAAGGGUUGACGUUAUCCUGUCCAGGGCAAUCAUGGUGGGACUUGAUGCUGAGUGGCGGCCUUACAGACUCCGACGGGAAAUGGCUGAGCUGGCGCAACAGACUGACGUGGCGCAACAGACUGACGUGGCAGCUACAUCAUCACUUCAAGCAGCAGCGGCAUCAGCAGCAACAGCAGCAACAGCAGCAUCAGCGGCAGCAACGGCAGCAGCAGCAGCGUCAUCUGCUGCAGACGUGCUUCUCCCCCAUCGUGUGGCACUGCUGCAGAUCGCAUGCCGCGUGCCUCUAGGGACAUGCAACCACCACGAGCGUGACAGUAAUGGGCGUGAUCAGUCGCAGCAGCAGGGAGGAGAGGAGCAGAACAGCGGGGUAUCAGCAGGGGGGCAAAGCCAGCCACAGCAUGUGGGGCAGCGUGAGGAUGAGACAGUAUCAUUGCCACAUCAGGCGGACAGUUUGCAACAGGCAGGCAGAGGGCAGGAUGCGGAUGGGUGGGAGGCGGUGGUGCUGCUGCUGGACCUUCUGUCUCUCCCGCCUUCUCUCUACGCUCCCCCUCUCCGCGCCAUGCUGUGCGCCCCGCACACCCUCAAGCUUGGCUUUGCCUUCUCAGACGACCUCGAGUUCCUCCACCAAUCCCUCCCUCUAUACCAUCACUCUUUCUCCUCCCACCACCAGUCGCCAUCCCAACACCAAGGCCACCAAUCCCCUUCCACAUACCACCCCUCCCACCCCACCCACCCCUCCCUUCCCCCGGGCGACCCCUCCCACGACUGCUUCCACCACGUGUCGCCCUUCAUAGACGUGGGCACGGCCUACCACCCCAUUCAUAGACUCGCCAGAGCAGUGCUGCCGCCCGCUUCAGGGCUGUCAGCUCUGGCGCAGGUGCUGCUGGGGGCGGCACUGGUAAAGGAGUUGCAGUGCAGUGACUGGGAGCAGCGGCCGCUGCCUCGCCACCAGCUGCUCUAUGCUGCUGCCGAUUCCCUCUGCCUUAUUCACAUGGCGCUCGCGCUUCUCCCCCUCGCUCUGCGGCCCCAUGCACUCUCCGCCCAUGCCCUUUUCGCAAAUGGAAAGGGGCAGUCCUCGCUGCUCUCGCGCUGCAUCCGCUGCAACGGAACCUUCAGGCCGCAGGCUCUGGGGCCGGCAGAGGCAGCAGCGGCGGCGCCGUGGGCACCGGUGGUGCCGAGUCACGUGUUGGAUCGAGUGGUGGAGUGCUGGCAGUGCUGCCAGUGCCAGCACCUGUACUGGGAGUGGUGGAGUUCUGGCAGUGUGGACAGUGCCAGCACCUGUACCGGGAGCUGCCAGUUUGAUCGCGCCAUCAAGCAAUUCACAGAGGUAUGCCAGCUGUCAGCUGUGCUGGCGCAGACGAAUGUUUCAGCCAGCAGUUGA
Closterium sp. Yama58-4 is the source of this 1620-nucleotide messenger RNA. NCBI's taxonomy places the organism in Eukaryota, Viridiplantae, Streptophyta, Zygnematophyceae, Desmidiales, Closteriaceae. The record is from the annotation of a GenBank genome assembly.